AUGGGCUGUGUGUUCAAUUUUUUUAAUGCAUUAUUGACAUUGCUGUUGUUGCUGCAUACAAGACUCAGUUUGGCCACUGAUGCUGAAGCAUUGAAGAAGUGCAUCGAGAAGGAGAGGAAAGCUCUUCUGUUGUUCAAACAAGGCAUCUCUGUUGACCAUGGUAUACUGUCCACAUGGAGGGACGGAGAUGAUGAAGAUUGUUGCAACUGGAAAGGAGUUCGUUGCAGCAAGCAAACAGGUCAUGUUCAAAUCCUUGAUCUCCACGGUUCACAUCCACUUUAUAUGGCUGGUACCAUUAAUAUUACUUUGUUAAGUGAGUUGCAUGAUCUGAAACAUUUGGAUCUCAGUUACAAUAAUUUCUAUCCAAGUGACAUCCCUCAAUCCAUAGAGUCAUUCACCAACUUAAGGUAUCUCAACCUCUCUUAUUCUAUUUUUGUUGGGAGUAUUCCCAAUGAAUUGGGAAAGCUUUCAAACUUACAAUAUAUUGAUCUGAGUAACAAUUACUUGGAUGGAACUAUCCCUUGGCAAAUCGGAAAUCUUUCCAAGUUGCGGUCCCUUCAUCUUGGAGGAAAUAAUCUUGUUGGAGUGAUUCCUUAUCAACUUGGUAAUCUCUCCAAGCUCCACACUUUGCGACUCAGUGGUGAUGGUUCUAACCUCACAGUAGCUGACAGAAAGAAUGGUGAUGCAGAGUGGAUAUCAAAGCUCUCUUUAUUAACAAAUCUUGAGUUGAGUUAUGUGAGUGAUGUUGGCAAUUCUCAGGUGUGGCAGCACAGUAUUGGUAAACUUGUGCCGAAACUAACAGAAUUGAGACUGAGAGGAUGUGGCAUUUCUCAUGUGCAUAACCUUCUUCUGUUUGCUUCUCCUUCCAACUAUUCUUAUUCUCUUGUCACCCUUGAUCUCUCUUAUAAUAACUUGAACUCUUCAUUGUUUCAAUGGCCCUUCAACUUCAGCUCUAGCCUUCAACAGCUUUAUAUGAUAAAUUGUAGUCUUUCAUCUCAUAAUCUCUACUUUCUAUCUUCUCAUUUUCAUUUUCCUUCCCUCAUUGUUCUUGAUCUCUCCUAUAAUAACUUGACGUCAGUAAUGACGUUGAACUUUGGCUCAAAUCUUCAGUCACUUUAUUUACACAAUUGUAGCCUUACCUCAAAUAAUCUUAUCUUCACGUCUUUCAAUCCCAACCUCUCCUCUCUUGUCCAUCUUGAUCUCUAUGACAAUCAGCUGACAUCAUCAGCCAUAUUCUAUUGGAUUUCCAACUUCACCUUCAAUCUUCAUGGACUGGAUCUCUCUUACAAUUCGCUUAGCAGUUCCGUUCCUGAUGGCUUUGGAAACGUAAUGAAGUCUCUUGAAGUUCUUGAUCUCUCCUCUACUAAUCUCCAAGGUGAAAUCCCAACAUCACUAGGGAAUAUAUGCACAUUGAAAAGCUUAAAGCUUGGCUACAAUAACUUCAGUGGGGACCUUUCAAGAUUCAUUUAUAAUAUAUCAUGGUGCAAUAGACAUUCAUUACAGAGAUUGGAUUUAGCAGGAAAUCGAUUGACGGGCAUCUUACCUAAUCUUUCAAGUUUUUCCUUUUUGCAAUAUUUGGAUCUCUCUAGUAACCAAUUAGAAGGAAAAAUACCUAAAAGCAUUGGAUUGAUGUCUCAACUGGAAUAUUUGUAUUUGGAUGGGAACAAUUUGGGAGGCAUAGUCACCAAAUCUCAUUUCAAAAAUCUUUCUAAUUUGUGGGCCUUAUCAUUGUCUUACAAUUCACUGAGCUUGGAAAUCAGCACGAGUUGGACUCCUCCUUUCCAGAUAAAAUAUAUGUACAUGGCUUCUUGCAUGAUGGGUCCUAAUUUUCCAAAUUGGCUUCGUAAUCAACAUGAUUUAUCCACUUUGGAUAUUUCUGAUGGCGGGCUUUCAGGAUCUAUCCCAGAAUGGUUUUGGCCACUAUUGAAAAAUAUAGAUCGCAUGAAUAUCUCAUUCAACAACUUUUCUGGUGAAAUCCCAAACUUGCCACUCAAGCUUUAUCAAGGCUCACAAAUAAUUUUGACUUCAAACAACUUUAAAGGGUAUUAUUCAUCCCUUGAUGGUUUGGAAUUCUAUAUAACAUUGAUGUGGAAAGGUGAGGAUUACAUGUAUACAAGGCCAGAACUCUUUCUUAAAAGCAUUGAUCUAUCUAGCAAUGCUCUUUCAGGAGAAAUACCAAGAGAACUUAUGUCUUUGUUAGGAUUGGUUUCCCUAAACCUAUCAAGGAACUGGCUAAGUGGAGAGAUACCUAUAAAUAUUGGGAAUCUAGAAUCACUAGAAUUUCUCGAUUUGUCAAACAAUAAAUUAUCAAGCCCAAUUCCUCCAAGCCUUGCUAAUAUUGAUCGACUCAGUAUGUUAGAUUUGUCAAACAAUCAUCUCUAUGGAAAAAUCCCAAUAGGAACACAGUUGCAGAGCUUUAAUGCCUUAUCUUAUGGAGGAAACCUUGAUCUUUGUGGAUUGCCACUCAACAAGAUGUGCCCAGAAGAUAAGACGCCUCCACCUCAAGAAGCCAAUCAUGAUGAAGAAGAAGAGGCCUCAUUGUUCUCUCAAGAAUUUUACUUGAGCAUGGGAUUGGGAUUUGUUGUUGGAUUCUGGGCGGUUGUAGGACCAUUGAUUUUCAACCGAACUUGGAGAGAAGCCUACUAUAGGUUUAUGAACACAGUAACAGACAAAGUCUAUGUUAUGGUUGCAGUUUAUGUGGUUAAAUGCCUCACUAUCAGAGACUAG
This is a messenger RNA of Neltuma alba, 2727 nucleotides long. Its product is annotated as receptor-like protein EIX1. Bases 1 to 2727 code for a protein of 908 amino acids. The record is from RefSeq and is a predicted model, not a curated record. The transcript has 2 exons. Lineage: Eukaryota; Viridiplantae; Streptophyta; Magnoliopsida; Fabales; Fabaceae. Gene Ontology annotation, molecular function: protein binding.